This is a messenger RNA of Rhagoletis pomonella (apple maggot), 1408 nucleotides long. RefSeq names its product 39S ribosomal protein L38, mitochondrial (gene mRpL38). Bases 65 to 1312 code for a protein of 415 amino acids. Lineage: Eukaryota; Metazoa; Arthropoda; Insecta; Diptera; Tephritidae. The record is from RefSeq and is a predicted model, not a curated record. Gene Ontology annotation, cellular component: mitochondrial large ribosomal subunit. The transcript has 7 exons.
CGAACAGCUGUUCCGUUAUCGAAGAAAUGUUAGGUUGUAUUUUUCAUUGAUUGGAUUGGAAAAAAUGGCAUUAACUAAUUUAUUAGUGAGGAACUAUUUAAACACUGUUAUAUAUAAAAAUAAUCCUUUGCUAAUAACUGCGCGCUUGGGGCACACAAUACGUGGCAAACGGCCGGGAGUCGCUAGGUCAUUGGAGCAACGUUUGCAGGAGGAAAAUGCUAAAGACCCCGAGCUAACCGCGCGUGUUAACAUUGGGUUUCCACGUUUGAAACCUUCACGCUCUGAACAAUUGAAGGAGCGCCUGGCGCACUUGAAAGCACAACGAUCUAGCGAAGAAGUGGAGAAGUUGGCUCGCUCCAACAAAUUACUUAUUGAUCUGGAUGAAGUACAGUCAGAAUAUCGGGCCACUAAUGGACAAUAUGAUUUGCGUGUGAUUGCUGACCAUUAUGGCAUUUUUGACGAUUUAUUCGGUUUGGCAUAUUUUGUGCCGCGCGUUGUAUUAAAUGUGAAGUAUCACAUGGAUGGCGAUACACACGGCCUUGUUUAUAAUGGCAACGUCAUAAAGCCUGCAGAGGCAGUAAGUGCGCCAGAGGUUACCUUUGAUGGAACGAUUGAUCCAAUAACAGGAAAGAAAUCUGAAGGUGAUUUUUUCUGGACGCUUGUUGCCUCUAACCCAGAUGCACACUUUUCCGACAGUUCAUCUGAAUAUGUACACUGGUUUAUAUCGAAUAUUCCAAAUGGUGACGUUAAGAAGGGUGAAGUGCUCGUAGACUACUUACCACCUUUUCCACCAAAGGGCGUGGGCUAUCAACGUAUGAUCUUUGUGCUGUACAAACAAAACGGCAAAUUAGAUUUCAGCAAAUACAAACUCCCUACGAGCGACAAGUAUAAUUUGGAGAAGCGUACAUUUAAAACACUUGAUUUCUAUCGCGAACAGCAGGAUAAUAUUACACCAGCUGGAUUGGCAUUUUUCCAAAGCGAUUGGGAUAGCUCACUUACAAAGUUCUACCACAAUGCUUUGAAUAUGAAGGAGCCGAUAUUCGAAUAUGAUUUCCCCAAGCCAUACCUGGCUGAUCAGAAAUUCUUCCCUCUUAAGCAGGCCUUUAAUUUGUAUCUGGAUCGCCACCGUGAUCCUAAGGAAGUUAACAAGGAAUACCUAGAACGCAAAUUAGCGAAAACGCAUCCUUUUGAAGGUCCCGAAAAACCGUUGCGUUUUCCAAAUGCACAUCCAAUACGUGGUGUGCCUUCAUGGUUAAAGACAGAAAUACGCAAACGUCGACUGGGCAUCGGGCGCAUUAAUGAUUACAAAUAAGCGAUAUAAUUCUAAAUUAGGCGGUGUGUUUUACAGUUUAGAAAAAAAUAUAGUAAACGUAUAUUAAAAUGUUAUAAAUAGAUGUGUGUUUUGAAU